Molecule: messenger RNA, 1449 nt
Organism: Ceraceosorus guamensis
Lineage: Eukaryota; Fungi; Basidiomycota; Exobasidiomycetes; Ceraceosorales; Ceraceosoraceae
Exons: 2
Coding region: 81-1055 (324 amino acids)
Source: RefSeq, a predicted model, not a curated record
AACAUCCCUUGACUCUAGAUAGAGGCAGCAGACUGCGGCGGCCAUCUGCAGACGCCGCCAGCGAUGAGAAAGUGGGCAAGAUGACAUCUCUACUAUCGCCCUUCCAUUUUGGCCAGCAACGGCACGCCUACUUCCAGCUUCGCGUGACUAUCCAUGAGCUCAGCAACGUGCCUCUCGUCAGCGGCAACUUUCAGGCCAGAUGGAAAAUUCGGAACGCACAUGGUGGAGGUCCGCACAUCCCAGGUGCGCAUCAUCUACCCCAACUCAACACACACGCCAAUAGCAAAGGGAAAGGCAAGGUCAAAAGCGCCGCCGAAGAGGUAGAGGAAGACGACGCUGCAUCCAAAGGGACUCACCACCGAGAAAGCACAGCUGAGGAAGAUGAUCCUACCCUCGAUGCUGCGAGCACCAAUGCUGGACUUCGAGGCCACGCAGAGGCGUUUGGUAGUCGGACAGAAGCGGCUACGUCUUCCAAGGGCUUCCUAUCCAAAGUGCUGCCAGGCAAACGGUCGGCUGAUUCCAGCGCGAGACAUUCACCUGCAGCGGAUGCCAACUCUCCAGCCUCGGCGUACGCCAGUCUUUACAGUGACUCUCCUCGCCACGGCAGCAGUCCGCGAGACAGCUCGGAUCGACACACGUCCAGAAGCAGACCCGAGGAUUCGCCCAAGCAGGCACCUGCAGCAUCUCUCGCUGCUAAGAGCAGCUCCGCAGCCACUGAGAUGCAAAUUUCCGAGCCGAGGGGAGAGACGCAUUUUACGAGAGUGCGCGAUCAUUGUGCCUCUUGGGAGAGAGUAGUAGAGACGGGGCUGCGCAUGACUGUGGAGAAGCCACGCAACGCUUCUGGUGGCUCUACCUCUAGCGCAAACUACCCGCCGGCCAGUGCCGGAACCUCGAAGGAAGGGUUUAGCACGCAUCUGUCGCCGUAUGGGGAGCCAGCAAAGAGCAAUGGUCGCCUCCACAAGAGCCAUAGCUCCCGAAGUCUGCGUACCAAUCAAGGUGCGCCAGAAGGACAUGAUGCUUCUGUCGGCCUACUCGCUUCCAGAUGUAAGCACUGACGCCUCGAGUAAUCACGGCGAAACACUUCAUCGCUUGGGGUUUGUUGUCAUCAAUCUCGCAGAGUAUGCACCGACAGUCCCCAAGCACCACCACCAUCACCACCAUCACCAUCACCAUCCGCACCAUCACGCACAUCACCACCAACACCAGCAUGGUCAUGGUCAUGGUGGCCACGUCGCCCCGUACCGAUCGGAAACUCGAAGAUACUUGCUCUCGGAAAGCCGGACGAAUGCUACUCUCAAGCUGACGAUCGAGAUGGCGUACGUUGGCGGAUUGCCCGAUUUUGCGGUACCCUCUAUACGGGUAGGCCUGCCCGUCGGAGGUCUCGGAAGUCUGCUAGAUGGUGCAGCUGCCAGCCUUGGCAACAAUACCGACUCUAGCUCCGAUGGUGCC